Messenger RNA from Centrocercus urophasianus (Greater sage-grouse), 2741 nucleotides. RefSeq names its product glutamate rich 6 (gene ERICH6). Lineage: Eukaryota; Metazoa; Chordata; Aves; Galliformes; Phasianidae. The coding region runs from base 701 to 2131 and encodes 476 amino acids. The record is from RefSeq and is a predicted model, not a curated record. The transcript is spliced from 11 exons.
AUACGGCAGCCCUUCUCCUUCUCCUGCCCAGCUGAGGUGCGCGGCCUGGGAUCAGAGCCGGCCCCACUCGCUGGCCAAGGCGGCAGAACACAGCAGUGCCAGGUUCUGUCUGGUCCCUGAUUCUCUGGGCGUUCCCUUCAGGCAGGCAGGCCUCUGAGGGGACAGGCGGCUCCUCGGGGGCUCUGUGGGUGGUCACGCUCCGUGGCACAGCGUGACUGCAGAGGAUGGUAACUGCAUCUCCUUAAAGUGCAGUUUCACCAGGCUCACAAACCAGCAGCCGAGCCCAUCAGCCCUCUGACUGCCCACGCAGCUCCACAGCGCUGCAUUCCGCUCCCUGCCCGGAUUUAGAAGGGCAGUGGCAGAUGCCUGACCACAAGACAUUCCCUGCUGCCUCACAGGCUGAAGCCCCUCCUUGCACACACGCAGCACGGGCUGCACCUAGAGAUGCAGAAACCGGUGUCCUGCCCGCUCCUUCCCCUCAGCACCACAGGGCCAGGGAACGUUCCCCCAGGUGUAGUGAUGCCAGACAGGCACUGCGUCCCUGGCCCCAAGCAGCAGGCCGCCCCUGAGCUGCUGGGGCCCAGCACAGUCCCCCCAGAAGGCCACGGAAGGCCUCAAGGAACACGGCCGUGCUGCGCAGCUGCUCUCAGCACUGCUCUUGCCUGCAGCUCCACCAGGAGAGCCCAGCAGACUGGACAUCAUGUGUGCCACGGAGUUCCUAGAGGAUUUUGUGGAGCUGCUGGCACAGCCGCUGCGCACGCUGCCUGCCGUCGGCCCGCCAGCCGUGCUGGCCUACAGACCUGAGGUGCUGCGGGGCCACCUGCGGGCCGAGGCAGAGGAGGACUGUGCUCCCAAGUGUGAGUACUGCGGAAGCCUGCUGAGGCCGUUCCCUUCCUUCGAAGACAUUUGCCCUCCACCACAGAAGUUCUGCUGCAAACGCAAUCAAGACCUCUACGAGUUCAUCAUAAAUGAGAGGAAGAAACAUGAAAGUGCUUGGAACGGCCCUAUUUCUAUAGGCUCUCACAAGCCCCAUGGCAGUGAAGCUGAAAGACAGCUGGCAAAGGAGAGAGCGUACCAGAGGCAGCAGGAAAGACAACUGACCAGACAGUUAGCCUUCCUGGCAGCUGAGCCAAGAACUGCAGCUGAGCUGAGAACUGCAGCUGAGCCGAGAACUGCAGCUGAGCUGAGAACUGCAGCUGAGCCAAGAACUGCAGCUGAGCCGAGAACUGCAGCUGAAUGUCCAGCACACCUUGGCACCAUUUCCUACCUGCUUUCUCAGGAGCCACCAUCUCUGACGGGCUGGACGCUGAUGCCUGAAGAGAGAGCAGCAGAGCUCGAGGAGGAGCCCAUCUCCUACAGCAUCACCUGCUGCGACUUCACUGUUAUGGGUUCAAGGGUAGCGAAGAAUGAAUUGUUGGAGAAAUACUACAAUCACGGAGGGAAGUUUCUUACCAUGCUCCCAGAUGGAACAGCACAGUUAUUCUAUCCAUCUGGAAACCUGGCAGUCAUCGUUGUACGAGAGAAAAAGCGGUUUGUUUGCAUAGUGCAGGAAGACAAGGAAAGUAACACUGAGAUACAGGCAGUAUUUGCAUCCAACGGCAGGAGCACCUGCUACCACCCGCACGGCACUGUGUGGAUAACGAUGAAUGCUAAAGGAGGGCAGUGCCUGGACCGGGCAGGCAACAGGGUGAGGAGGUGGACGUGGCCAAGCAGCACAGCAUCAUCAGGACCUUGUGCCCCACUGAGCCCCAUCUUCCUCUCCCUGAACCUGCAUGUGGGGGUCAGGAUCAUGGGCCAGGAUAAGAUCACAGUUUCCUUCCUUGCCAUGGGACAACAAGCAAAAUUCAACGUGGGAACAAAAGUGCAGGGCAGCCAGGCUGGCGAGCUGCAUGCCCUCCCCAAGCUGAAUGAGGAUGAGCUCCUGCUGCUAGCCUUGCGGGUGAGGAUCCUGCGGCUCAUCGAUAAGCUGCGCAGCUGCCUGAACUUCCCUUCCAAUGAGCAAUGGGACAAAAUGAAGCCACCAGUGUACCUUGUCACACAGACUUUAAAGAUCUUGUACCUUUGCACGACUUCCGACAUAAGCGAAGAGCUGUGCAGCUCAGUCAGGGCAAUAGUAAAUGCUCAAGUCUGAGCAGCAUGUGUGGUGUGAAGCAAAGUGAGUUGAGCCAGCCAAGACAGAGAAUUCUGAUGCCACAGUGUUGGCAGGCACUGAUCCCGGUGCCCCACAGCCCUGCCUGCUGUGGGCCAAGGGCACUGCAGUCCAGGGGCCAUCCUGCUGAUGGAACAGCUCAGGGUGGGGUGCAGCCAGCAAUGGGUCACGUUGUGUCAGCUUGUGGUGAGGAGCGCCUUGGCUGGGAGGUUUUGUGCAGGGCAUACUGACUGUGUGUCUGAUGUGAGAGCGCUGCUUGUCAGCGUGCUCCCUUCUGUCUCCCAGCAGCAGCCAGCUUGGGGUGAGCACUCAUUUCAGUCCAUAAAUUUGGCACAAAGAUAAAAGCAAACAGCUGAGGCACAGCCUGUGACAAGGGUAGGGGGAAGGGGUGUUUUGAGGCCACAGCAUGGCACUGCUGCACUCAGCAGCACUCAAAAAGGGCACAGUGCCGGCACUGUCCACGUUUCCCUGUUGGGAGCACUGCUGUCUGGCCAGCUGCAGGCACAGCACAGCAUGCAACAGUUCUCCCAUUCUCAGGGGAUAAGAGGCCUCAGUUGAACCAAAGCAACCAACAACCCCAGCAGCAUUUGCU